AUGGAAUCUGGCUUCACCACCAAGGAUAUUUAUUUGAGCCAUUUUAACCCUCGGGAUUACCUAGAAAAAUAUUACAAUUUUGAGUCUAGACAUUCUGCAGAAAAUCAGAUUGUCAGAUAUCUUUUGGAAAAUCUUUUCAAGAUAUUCUGUCUGGACGGCGUGAGGGGAGACCUCCUGAUUGACAUUGGCUCUGGCCCCACCAUCUAUCAGCUCCUCUCUGCCUGUGAGUCCUUCAAGGAAAUCAUUGCCAGUGACUACAGUGACCAGAACCUGCAGGAGCUGGAGAGGUGGCUGAAGAAGGAGCCUGGUGCCUUUGACUGGUCUCCAGUAGUGAACUACGUGUGUCAUCUUGAGGGAAACAGAGUCAAGGGGCCUGAAAAGGAGGAAAAAUUACGCCAGGUGGUCAAGCAGGUCCUAAAGUGUGACGUGACCCAGAGCCAGCCACUGGGGCCCGUCUCCCUGCCCCUAGCCGACUGCCUGCUCACCACGCUGUGCCUGGACGCAGCCUGCCCCGACCUCCCUACCUACCGUGCAGCCCUCAGGAACCUCGGCAACCUGCUCAAGCCGGGGGGCUUCCUGGUGAUAGUUGACGCCCUGAGGAGCAGCUACUACAUGAUCGGCGAGCGGAGGUUCUCCAGCCUCUCUCUGAGCCAGGAGGCCGUGGAGACGGCCGUGCGAGAGGCCGGCUACACAAUCGAACAAUUCCGCGUGAUCUCUCUAAGUUACUCUGCCACCACGGCCGACAACGAAGGGCUCUUCUCCCUGGUGGGACGAAAGCCGAGAUCAUCUGUAUGA
Messenger RNA from Elephantulus edwardii (Cape elephant shrew), 795 nucleotides. RefSeq names its product nicotinamide N-methyltransferase (gene NNMT). Gene Ontology annotation, molecular function: nicotinamide N-methyltransferase activity. The transcript is spliced from 3 exons. The record is from RefSeq and is a predicted model, not a curated record. Gene Ontology annotation, cellular component: cytosol. The coding region runs from base 1 to 795 and encodes 264 amino acids. NCBI's taxonomy places the organism in Eukaryota, Metazoa, Chordata, Mammalia, Macroscelidea, Macroscelididae.